Paraglomus brasilianum is the source of this 402-nucleotide messenger RNA. Lineage: Eukaryota; Fungi; Glomeromycota; Glomeromycetes; Paraglomerales; Paraglomeraceae. The record is from the annotation of a GenBank genome assembly.
AUGACCUCUCAGAAACAACUCGUUGGAAAAGAUUUUAAAGGUUCCCUUGACGAACUUCUUCAGGGCCUUGACAUGCUCGAAGAAAAUGGAAGCAGAGUAUUACAGAAAAUAGAAAAUUCUCUAUCCAUCUCAUACCCACUUACAGCAGCAAUAGCUGACCUGAACACUCUGUUAACGUUGUUACGAACGUUUGGUUCUCAAGCCACACAAGUUGGUGCAGCCAGUCUAUCUCAUGCAUCAUCUUUUACACAGGAGUACACAUCUAAUACUCUAGCCACCUUUACGAAGGUAAAGGAUAGGUCAUCUGCUGUGUUAUUUAAUAAAAAGGAACAGAUACGCGCAAACGCACAGGCAGCUUGGAUGGCUGUUCGUACAGAGCUGAAUACAAGAGAGGGCGAUUAA